UUGCAUUCGGUAUCUUUAGUUGUUAAGGACAGACCUGCUGUGACUUCGCCAGCGAACAGAGAUGGUCUUCCUCGAAAAAUCAAAAUCAGCCGUGAUGCCAAUGGACACCUUGGGCUUUCGAUAGCUGGUGGACUUGGGAGUACACCUUUUAUCGAUGGAGACUGCUCUCUUUUCGUCUCGCGCGUUACACCUGAUGGUCCUGCCGAUCUGGCAGUCAAUAAGUAUCGCUUUAAUGUUCAUCCUAGGGUCAACGACGUUGAUGUUACAUGUGCUUCACAUGACGAAGCUGUUCGAGCAAUGAAUGAGCCUGGAGAGUUUGUCGAACUCUCGAUUCUGAGGCGAGAGAAUGUUGGAACCACGUUUGUGAGGUCUCCGGAACAAUCUUUGGAUGUCUCAUUCAUUACAGACUCCGGUGAAUUGCCUCUCCACAAUCGUGAAACCCUCAGCGUUACGCUGAAGCGUGAUGCCUCUGGUUCACCCGGAUUUGCUGUUGCUUCGUCACAUGCAGGAGCAAGCGAUGGUCUUUUCAUCAGUUACAUCACUCCUAACGGACCAGCAGGAUCUCAGGGAAAGCUAUGUACUCAAUCUACAGUUGGAGGCCCCCUCAAGUCUAUUCAGACUAGCGUGCCUCUAAGUCUUUUGCAGGUUGGUGAUCGCGUAGUGUCUAUCAACGGAACCCGGCUAAAGGGUGUUCGUCACGAUCAAGCUGUGGCAUUACUUACGGGUAAUCCAUUCGAAGACGUCUAUAUCACAGUAAUGGUAGGUUUUUUUUUGUUUAUGAUUAUUCUUUGGAAAUCCACUUUUAUGUGAGA
Molecule: messenger RNA, 812 nt
Organism: Cylicostephanus goldi
Lineage: Eukaryota; Metazoa; Nematoda; Chromadorea; Rhabditida; Strongylidae
Source: the annotation of a GenBank genome assembly